UAGGGAUGCAGCAAGGGGACAGGGCCGGGAUCCAGAACUUUGCAGCAGGGAGAUAAAGUUUUCCAAAGGUGCCCGUGAGUGUACAGCACUUUCUGUGUUUGCCACAUUUCUCGAAUCCAGUGCUGCAAGAACAAGCCCCAGUGUGUAUCAGACGCUGACUGAAGUGGGUUAUGGGUCAGAGAGGCAUCUCAGGAUGAAGUGGGCUUCAACAGUGGCUGGGGGGAGAUAAGAUCUCAGAGUAGCAAGUGGUGUGCAGGGGCCUGGCAGUCUGUCCUCCCUUCCAGGCGGUUUAGUUUGCUCUGCUCACUCCUGCAUUCACCUGCCCACUCAUCCCUUGCUGAGACAACCUCUGGGCCCAGCAUCACAUGAUGCUUAAUAAUACAUAUGUGCAGGCUAACUGGCCAAGGGUGAUGUCCUCCACGGCAGCAUGUGGUACUUCCGCUCAACAUGACUGCCUGUCCUGUCCCCGCAGUGCUGUCUCUUGGCUUCUGUUUCACCCUAACCCCUCCGUUCUGUGCCCCCUCCCCCGUACUGGGGAUUGAACUCACUGAGUUCAAUCCCCAGCUCUGUGUCUCUUGCUUCUGAGCUUCCUUCUCUGGCUCCUUUCCCUCCUCACUGCCUCCAUUCCUUUAAAUGUGAGUGUUCUUGGAGCUUGAGUGGGCUCACUGGCCAGCAUUUGCUGACUCCCAGACUUAUGUCCAGCUAAGCCUUCUCUUCUGAUCUCUGGACUCUCUUGCUCAGCUGCUUUUUUGACAUCACCCCUACAAUUACUAUCUUCACCAUAGCAUGGUCAACAUCACAUUGAGAGUUGACUCCCUGCAAGAACUGGGCUGCAGAUCAUCUCGGUUAAUCCUCCAAAACUUCAUAGUUGCAGAGGAGGAAACUGAGUCUUAAAGAGGUGCAGCUGAGGUUUGAACUUCCAUUCCAUUGUGGUUUCCAUUCAUUCUUUCAAAAAAUAUUUACUAACAGUUGGUUCAAACAAGAGACAGGGAGUGCAGCCACAAAGAAGACCUAGCCCUGUGGGGUUUCCAAAGGAGGAGACUGAAGGGCGGUGUUUACAGCAUGCCAGGUGUCCUGCCCAGUGCAAUUGUGGAAAUGGGCUAGGAACACAUUUGAUUGCCACUUCCCCCAGAGCUGCUAUUGUGAUUGCAACUUAUAAUGGUGUGACAUUAUCACAUGUGUAAAUUGUGUAACCAUCAGAAGGAUACAGCAAUAUUUUAAUUACCACAAGAACUUUUUUUUUGGUACCGGGGAUCGAACUUGGGCCCUUGUGUUUGCGAGGCAGGUGGCAGAACCACUGAGCCAAAUCCCUGGCCCUCCACAAGAUCUUUUUUGCUACCCCUUUUUAGUAAGUCUAACCUCCCUCCUCCCAACCAUCCCUAACUAGUGGCAACUACUAAUCCAUUUUGUACUUCUAUCAUUUGAAUUUUGACAAGAUUCAAACAACCAAAUAAAUUGAAUGGUAUCAAUGCAAAUGGCAGGAGAGGAAAUGAGAUGGUGAUUGGAUUGCUCAAUGGUGAAAAGAAUGUGUCUGCAGCUGGGCUUGCUAGAAAAAUAGCCUACCAGGUGGUGGAGAAGAGCGCAGCUCUGGGCACCCAGCAGUUGCUGUUGGAGGAACGGCAAGGCAGGCUGGCGGCUCUGGAGGGUCGAGUGGCACAGCUGCAAGAGGCGCGGGCAAAGCAGGCCCAGCAGGUGGAAGAGCAGCGGGCGCAGAAUGUGACGAAGCGGGCAGCCUACGAGGUCCUGCGUGUGCGCACCGGGGAGCAGGAGGCGGAACUGCGCAGGCUCCAGGAGGAGGCCAGCCACCUGCUGCAGCGGCUAGUGCAACUCAAGGCGCGAGCUGCGGCCGAGCGCAACCUGCGUCUGGAGCGCCGGCAGCGCGCCAGUCAGGCUCAGGUGUCUCAGGAGCUGAAGAAGGCUGCCAAGCGGACUGUGAGCAUCAGCGAGAUCCCAGACUUCCUAGGCAAAGCGAUCAGGGAGGGCACAGAGACACUGGCCCUGGCUGCUGAGCCAGGCUCCCUGGAGAGUAAGGCUUGUGAGAGGUGGAAGAGGCCCUUCAGGUCUGCCUCGGCCACCUCUCUGACACUGUCCCGCUGUGUGGAUGUGGUGAAGGGACUGCUGGAUUUUAAGAAGAGGAGAGGUCACUCAAUUGGAGGUGUCCCUGAGCAUCGAUACCAAAGCAUCCCUGUGUGUGUGGCAGCCCAGCUUCCUUCCCAGGCUCUGGAUGUUCUAGAUGCCCAUCUUUCUGAGGUCAUUGCCGUUCGUUUUGGCCCUAACAGCAACCUCCUGGCCACUGGCGGGGCUGACCGCCUCAUCCACCUCUGGAAUGUUGUGGGAGGACGCCUGGAGGCCAACCAGACCCUCGAGGGAGCUGGUGGCAGCAUCACCAGUGUGGACAUGGACCCCUCGGGCUCCCAGGUUUUAGCAGCUACUUACAACCAGGCUGCCCAGCUCUGGAAGGUGGGAGAGGCACAUUCCAAGGAGACACUGUCUGGACACAAGGACAAGGUGACAGCUGCCAAAUUCAAGCUAACAAUGCACCAGGCAGUGACUGGGAGUCGAGACCGCACAGUGAAGGAGUGGGACCUUGGACGCGCCUACUGUGAGGCCCAGCCCCACCUCCCCUGCCCACCAGCCAGCAGCCCCCGGAUGCAAGGGACCUCACCCUGUUCUCUGGGAUUCAUAGGCAUUUGGAGUGAAGCCUUCCUUAGGCUCUUUCUCCCCCUGCUGCUCUCUGCCUUGGGCUUUGGGCUGAUGAAGAAGAGGUGGAGUGAGACCUGGGGGAAAGUCUUGGGAGGACACUGCCCCUUCUGGGUCUUCAUGUCCUCACCACAUGGGCUUGACAACCUUGAGCGUCUGUACUCUGCCCUUUGGCCCCCAGGUUCCAGGACCAUCAAUGCCCUUUCCUACUGUAAUGACGUGGUAUGUGGGGACCACAUCAUCAUUAGUGGCCACAAUGACCAGAAGAUCCGGUUCUGGGACAGCAGGGGACCCUGCUGCACCCAGGUUAUCCCUGUGCAGGGCAGGGUCACCUCCCUGAGCCUCAGCAAUGACCAGCUGCAUCUGCUCAGCUGUUCCCGUGACGACACACUCAAGGUCAUUGAUCUGCGCGUCAGCAAUGUCCGCCAGGUGUUCAGGGCCGAUGGCUUCAAGUGUGGUUCUGACUGGACCAAAGCUGUGUUCAGGCUCCUGGGAUGGAGCCCUGUACAUCUGGGACGUAGAUACCGGGAGACUGGAAAGCACCCUUCAGGGGCCCCACUGUGCUGCUGUCAACGCCGUGGCCUGGUCCUGCUCCGGGAGCCACGUGGUGAGCGUGGACCAGGGCAGGAAGGUGGUACUCUGGCACUAGAGUGUGCCACGACUCCCCUGCCUGGGCUGCAGUGCUGGUCUGAAACCGAAGUCAAACAGCUUCCCUCUGCUCCACUGGGCUCCAGAGCCUUGUGGGUGGGUGGCCGCCAGACAUAUGGGCAAGAAGGCCUGGCAGGACCUGGCCUGUUUCAAAGUAGGGGUUUGGGAAAUUAGUUAAAAAAAAUCUUUGUCUCCCCCCUCUCCCAAAAGUGGAAAGAACUGUAUCUAAACUGUGUCUGUUUGCUUCUUUGCAGCAUUCUGGGUACAAGGAGACCUUUGGGCUUGGGAUUGGGGUCCUCUUCCUCCUGCCUGGGGAGAUGGGCACUAUUCCUAUCUAACCAUGAGAAUAGCAUGAAGAGGGGCCCAGAGGCAGCAAAAAGCAGCAGCUCUUGGGGAUGGGGAUGUGACCCUUGGUCCAAUCUGGUCACAAGGCCAAAGCAACACCAUGGGCCUCCUGCUCAG
Messenger RNA from Fukomys damarensis (Damara mole-rat), 3810 nucleotides. It is a transcript of the gene Atg16l2, whose product is annotated as autophagy related 16 like 2. Lineage: Eukaryota; Metazoa; Chordata; Mammalia; Rodentia; Bathyergidae. The record is from RefSeq and is a predicted model, not a curated record. Bases 1495 to 3522 code for a protein of 675 amino acids. Gene Ontology annotation, cellular component: autophagosome membrane. Gene Ontology annotation, biological process: negative stranded viral RNA replication; autophagosome assembly. Gene Ontology annotation, molecular function: protein binding. The transcript has 15 exons.